This is a messenger RNA of Rodentolepis nana, 2052 nucleotides long. NCBI's taxonomy places the organism in Eukaryota, Metazoa, Platyhelminthes, Cestoda, Cyclophyllidea, Hymenolepididae. The record is from the annotation of a GenBank genome assembly.
AUGUCACUGAGACUUUUCCGGACUUUGUUUAUCAAAUCCCCUCUUCCAAGGGUCGCAUUACGUUUUUCUUACAACUUCACACUUCAUCAUAACCUAUCCACUUCGUCAACUACAUGUUUUAGAGGCAAAAGGAGGGACAUAGCUUCAAUUGCUUCUGCCCCCAGUUCAGUUGUUGUUCCUCCAGAGGAGCUAUUGAACUACAUCACUAGCGAACGUCGGAGUGUAGACCAGUUGUUGUCUAUCGACAUCCGGGAUUUCCCACCUGAGUUACGCUUAACUUGUUUGGAAGCUGUCUUACAGACAGCUUUGUUCUCUGCCUCGAGUUUAUCGCCAAUCGAUCGGUAUACCAUUGCUGUGGCUAAUAGCCUCGGAAUCGAUCCGUUUUCUACUGCUGUCCUAGCUUUUCUUCCGCCAUUUUUUGUUUUCCCAUUAAACAGUUCUUGGUUGUCAGACCCAAGAUUCCAUCUCCUACUUCUCAGCACUGUUGCUGGAGCAAGAACUCUUUCACGACCCCGCCUUCUUGUUCUUGCUGCUUGUCUCAGACAAAUUCCGGAGGAUUCGAAGGUCAAUUCCAAGUCUUUGGCUUCUGUUUUGCGCUUAAUAACUCAUCAAAUUAAUGAAUGUAGUCCUUCAGAACUUGUUUAUAUUGCCUCUCUUUUACGCAGCCUUCCGCGGAAAUCUGGAGAAAGCGAUUUCUCUUUGGCCAUUGAAGCUGAUCUUUUGCGAGAUGCUCUCAAUAAACACCUCUUAUCUCGUCUUGCUGAAAUGGAAAGUCUGGGGCUUUUGCCAUUUCUCCGUCUAGCUCACGACUUUGGUGAAGAUUUAUCUCCCAGUAAAACAGACAGACUCCGCUUUACUGCAACAAUAGAGACAGUAUUAUCGACUAGACUCAAGGAACAAAAUCUUUUUACAAUGUGUUUGCUUUGUUCUGCCAUGCAAAAGAUGCAGACCUUUCGACCAGGUCUAAUUCGACGAUUUAUGGGUCAAAUUCGACGAAAGCUACACCUAACAAGUAACUAUCCUACUACCGAACAGAGCGGCUGGGUUGCUGGAGCUUUGGCUGCGAUGACUAAUCUCGCAAUGGGGACAUCAAAUGUACAUAAUCAAAAAUCCAUCUUCUCUGCUGAUGAAUUCUGUGUCCUUCCCUUCGAGUUGAAUUUUGAAAAUUCGGAGUCAGCCCUACCCGUCCCGAAUAACUCCUCUCAGGGUCUUGAUAUUCACCCUCUUUUUACGGCUGAUUGGUCUCGCCAGCUACUCUUUGACGUUGGCGACUAUGUUACUGAGAGAUUGAAGUCCGGGAGCUGUGAUUCUGAUUCGGCUAAGCGGGUUGCUCUUUCUCUCUUAUUGCUCGGUGUUCGUCACGAAAAGCUGCUUCAAUUACAAAAGCCAGUCGUGAAAGCUUACGCCGAUUUGCUGAUAAGUCAACCUAGCAAUCUCCUUGCCCCCAGGGAGCUGGAAGCUUUCGAGGCACCUAGUAAUUUCUCUUCACCUAAGUCUAUUGAACUUGUGUCUUAUUUACCCCGCCUGGAUUGGCAAUUCUACUAUGAGUUUGCCAGUGUUGUGAAAUCAAACUCUUUUUCCAAUCUUACAUCACGCCAGCAGGAAUUACUAAAGGCUUAUGUGCAUUUGAAGAAGCCUAUAGUUGAGGAUUUUAUGUCUCAUUUACAUCAGCGAGUUAUUGGUAUUCCUGGAUUUGAAGUUCUUCCCUUCCAUAUAGUGCAAACUGAAUCGGGUGACCAACUGUUUGCCGACCUUGUUUUUCGGAAGGUUUCAUCGGUAGAUCCCAUGACUACUAAAUACGCUCUAUGCUUUUUGUUAUGGAAACGAGAUGACCUUGUUCCCCAACCAUUUGGUUCGCUUCUUGCGUCUUAUCUGGAUAAAACAGCUAUUCCAGUUGUUCCGAUGAUCUAUUGUGAUUGGCUCUCAACACAAGAGUUCAAUAAUAGAAGGGACACUUUUUUGAAGCAAUUGGCUCAGAAACUUGCUGAUGCGGAUGGUGUUGUCACGGCAACAACCAAAGCAAUACCUCUUCGAGAUGUUAUCAAUUUGUAA